This is a messenger RNA of Megalops cyprinoides (Indo-Pacific tarpon), 1298 nucleotides long. RefSeq names its product cyclin C (gene ccnc). Gene Ontology annotation, molecular function: cyclin-dependent protein serine/threonine kinase regulator activity. Gene Ontology annotation, biological process: positive regulation of transcription by RNA polymerase II. The coding region runs from base 119 to 970 and encodes 283 amino acids. The record is from RefSeq and is a predicted model, not a curated record. Lineage: Eukaryota; Metazoa; Chordata; Actinopteri; Elopiformes; Megalopidae. Gene Ontology annotation, cellular component: nucleus; mediator complex. The transcript has 12 exons.
GCUGUGUUGUUGUAAUCUACUUCAGUACUGAGGUGACCACUUUGUUCUUUCCGAUCUUCUCAGAUUUGUAGUGACGAAAUCAAAAUUAAGGGACAUUUUCUACCUCAUCUUAUUUGCGAUGGCAGGGAAUUUCUGGCAGAGUUCGCAUUAUCUGCAGUGGGUCCUGGACAGGCAGGAUCUGAUGAAAGAGCGACAGAAAGAUCUGAAGUUUCUCACGGAAGAGGAUUACUGGAAAUUGCAGAUCUUCUUUGCAAACGUAAUCCAGGCCCUGGGAGAACACCUGAAGCUCAGGCAGCAAGUUAUUGCCACGGCAACAGUGUACUUCAAGCGCUUCUAUGCUAGAUACUCUCUGAAGAGUAUUGACCCCGUCCUCAUGGCCCCGACUUGUGUGUUCCUCGCGUCUAAAGUAGAGGAAUUUGGCGUUGUUUCCAACACUCGCCUCAUCUCAGCAGCUACGUCUGUAUUAAAAACAAGGUUUUCCUAUGCCUUCCCCAAGGAGUUUCCUUAUAGAAUGAACCAUAUAUUGGAGUGUGAAUUCUACUUGCUGGAACUAAUGGACUGCUGCCUGAUCGUGUACCACCCCUACAGACCCCUGCUGCAGUAUGUGCAGGACAUGGGGCAGGAAGACAUGCUGCUGCCGCUGGCCUGGAGAAUUGUGAAUGACACAUACAGGACUGACCUGUGUCUGCUCUACCCUCCUUUUAUGAUUGCGCUAGCCUGCCUCCAUGUAGCUUGUGUUGUGCAACAGAAAGAUGCAAGGCAGUGGUUUGCUGAGCUUUCUGUGGACAUGGAAAAGAUCCUGGAGAUUAUCCGAGUAAUCCUGAAGCUGUAUGACCAGUGGAAGAACUUUGACGACAGGAAGGAGAUGGCAGCCGUCCUGAACAAGAUGCCCAAGCCCAAACCCCCACCCAACAGUGAAAAUGACCAGAGUUCGAACGGGAAUCAGAACUCCUCCUACAGUCAGUCGUAGGUGUGGCACAAGACUGCAGACUGGACGAAGGGGACGAAGAUGAUGAUGAUGAUGACGACGACGAUGAUGACGAUGAUGCUGCAGACUGUUUGACACACCCUUUUCAGAGGAAGAGUGAAGCUAGAGGCCUUCUCCAGCACGUCCACCUAACCAGACCACACAGUCUUUCCAUUUCUGCGCUGGAUCAUGUGUACAACUCACAGGAGGCCAUCUGGCGACAGCCAACGCGCAAUGGAAGUCCUCUGACUCUGUGUGUUGCCUGGUUACUGUGUGAAUCAGGAGGAAACUGAAGUACCUUACGAACCAAAACUAAACUGUGCAGUGUAGU